This is a messenger RNA of Brassica rapa (field mustard), 3697 nucleotides long. RefSeq names its product glycosyltransferase family 92 protein At1g27200. Gene Ontology annotation, cellular component: cytoplasm. The record is from RefSeq and is a predicted model, not a curated record. Gene Ontology annotation, molecular function: glycosyltransferase activity. NCBI's taxonomy places the organism in Eukaryota, Viridiplantae, Streptophyta, Magnoliopsida, Brassicales, Brassicaceae.
UAACCAAAUUAAGUUUUGCGUGCGAUUAAAGAUACACGCAACAAAAACAAAAGCAUGGAAGAUAGGAAAGAAGAAUGUUGCUGGAUUUAUUGCAAACAAGAAUAACAAACGUGACAGGGAAUAAAAGAUGGAUGUAUAAUGGAAGGCACAUUCUUUUUUUCUUUUGUAUGCAUCAAUCAUUAGAUAUAAACUUAUAGAUUUAUAUUUUAAAAAUGGGGGUGAGAAAAAAAGGAGAACAUGUACAGCGAUUUUAAGCAAUGCAUAGCAACUUCCCACUAUCCUUAUUCCUAAACCAUCUACCUAAUAGGCUAAUACAAACAUUGCAAUUAAGGAACCAUGUUUGAUUUGCAUUACUCCAGUUUGGCGGCUCUAUACAUACUUAUCCCACUUUCUAUCAUUUUCUUUUUAUAUUAGUUAUUAAAAUAUUAUAUAUAUAUAUAUAUAUAUUACAUAAAACAAGCAUUAGUAAACACAAUAUCAAAGUCAAUAAAAGAUUCUAGAAAUGAAGUCGGUUAUAGACGACAGGCUAAACAAUAAAAUAUCUCAAAAACCAAAUGAUAUAGGCUAAAUACUCUAGGGCAGAUUUGUAUGUUCUACAAUUAUAACAAACUCACCGAUUGAAUGAACCAAUUUUCGAGGUCGGCAACACGAGAUGAAUGAAGAGCAAUCGCCUUCAGCGUCACAUUCAUGAUUCAUCAAGUAGUCCUACAUUGUAAUAUAUAUGACGAACUUGUAAGAAGCUUAUAUUAUUUAUAUUGCUAAGGGACAUAACAAAACUAUCAUAGUAAUUUAAGUAACAUUUAGAAUGAAUAUUACUAGUUUUAAAAUUAGUGAUGAAUUUGUGGUGUCGAACAUACACAUACUUAUUGGUGACAAAACGUGAUCUUCAACACGUUUUAUAUAACUAAUCAAACCGGCCGAGUAUUUAUGAAGGUGUCGAUCUAAACAAUUAUAUUAAUUAUACUAUAUUAUGUUUAAUUCUGAUGUUAGCAUUCAACGUUGUGAUGUUACUGUUAGUAAAACGCAUAAACCAUAUGUUUAAUUCUGAUGUUAGCAUUCAACGUUGUUUAGAUACACACAUUGGAAUCAAAUUGAUAAUAUAACCACACAAUCUUGCUUUGUACCAACAGGGUUGGUCCUCCCCUCCGGCGAAUAUUGAGAAACAAUUAACUAAAAGACCACGCAACACAACUGUCAGAGAAUCAUAGGCCUCUUUUUUUCAAGCCCCAAAACAUUACUAAUAUACAGUAUACAUAAAUAAAAAAAGACGAUAAUGGUCCACAACCUCAUUGUAAGCAUCUUUGGAUGGACACAAGUCGCAAAACUAGUGGCAUCUUUCUCGCCUCCAUUAUUAAACAAACAACAAAAAAUCAUUAAUCCAUUAGAAAAGGACGUAAUCCGAAAAUCAUUAGUAUUAAUCGGUGGCUUUCCAAUAUUAUUGCAAAACGCCGACGCCUAACGCGACUCAUCACAACACAAACGCGUCUUCCUUGUUUCUUUUCCUUUCUCUAUCACAAAACGAUUACUUCAGAAAAGCAAAUUCAUUAAAUUAAAUAUAUAUAUUUCCUUCUUUAGAAGAAGAACAAGGUACUUUGGUCGGCCUGCGCAAAAAAAAAAAAAAACCAGAUCUCUUCUCCCCCGACUAAAACCUUCUUCAGAUCAGUUUAUUAAAACACCCUGCUCUAUCCCCACCCACCCAGAAGAAAAAAGUUUCGAUUUUUAUAUAUAAAUUUAGUGGAGAAAAAAAAGAAAGAAGAGGAAGAAGAUGAUGUUGGAGUAUGAGCAUGGGAAGAAGAGGAAAGUUCGGAACAGACAGCAUCAACCUAAAGCACACUUCUUGUCUCUAAGGUAUCUAACGAUAUGUCUUUGCUGUUUCUUCGUCUUGCUCUUCUUCUUCUUAUCCUCCGACCGAAUCUCCGUCCGGUCUGAUUCUCUGAGACCCUCUCUCCGCGUCCCUGCUCUCUCCGUCUUAUCUUCGAUGGAUUCGAUUCAACGCUCGUUUCACGGUAGGUUCCCUCCGCUGAGAGUCGAAGACAGAGUCCAGUUCCCCGACCAUGUGCUGCUGAUUCUCUCCACCAGAGUCGGGAGAGGAGUGAAGGAACUAGUUUGUGUUUAUCACGGUGGAAGAAAGGAAGAGACUUUGGUGUUGAAGUCGAUCUCUAGUGAUGAAUUCGAUGAGUUUAGAUCGGUUGUUCGGUGUCCUAACGCUCCUUUGAACUAUUCUUCGUCUGUUGAUUUGCAAUUCAACGGAGAUUUAGUGAAGAAGAAGAUGAGUGAUGAGAAGAAGGUUCAUGAUUGGGCCAAAGUUGGUUACGAGGCGGUUAUUGACGGCGACACGGUGGUUGUGUUCGUCAAAGGAUUGACUCGAAGACCUCACAAGGAGUCAGAUCCUUCUUACUACAAAUGCCAGUUCGAGACAGGUGUUGAAGUUUUGGUCACUCAAGCUCUUGCUGCAGCGCAAGAGGUUGUGAGGUGUGUUUUGCCUGAGAGCUUGAAGCUAAAUCCGGAGAUGUUUCGAGUGAGUGUGAUCCACAUCGAUCCUAGAGGAAGAUCCACGCCUGCUUUACCAUCCGUUGCGAGAGUCUACGGUUCAGAGAAGAAGAGUGAGGUGAAGGUGAAGAAGAAGCAUGAGCUUUGUGUUUGCACGAUGCUGUGGAACCAAGCUCCCUUCUUGCGUGAAUGGAUUAUGUACCACUCGUGGCUAGGCGUCGAGCGUUGGUUUAUAUACGACAACAACAGCGACGACGAUAUACAAGAGGAGAUUGAAUUGCUCAACUCAGAGAAUUACAAUGUGAGCCGACAUGUCUGGCCGUGGAUCAAGACUCAAGAAGCUGGUUUCUCGCAUUGUGCGGUUAGAGCCAAAGACGAAUGCAACUGGGUUGGGUUCUUCGACGUGGACGAGUUCUACUACUUCCCUACGCAUCGCUCUCAAGGCUUACCUAGCAAAAACGCUUUAAGCUCUCUUGUAUCUAACUACACUUCGUGGGGUUUGGUCGGAGAGAUAAGAACCGAAUGUCAUAGUUACGGUCCGUCCGGUCUAACUACAGUUCCAUCGCAAGGCGUGACGGUAGGUUACACUUGUAGACAAGCGAACCCGGAGAGACAUAAGUCGAUAAUCCGACCAGAGAUGCUAACGAGCUCGUUGCUCAACGAGGUUCAUCAUUUUCAGAUGAGGGAAGGAGUAGGGCAUAUGAGUUUGGUGGAGAGUGUUGCGGUUGUGAAUCAUUAUAAGUAUCAAGUUUGGGAUACUUUUAAAGCGAAAUUUCAGAGAAGAGUGGCUACUUAUGUUGUGGACUGGCAGGAGAAUCAGAACCAAGGGUCUAAAGAUCGAGCUCCGGGGCUAGGGACCGAGGCUAUUGAGCCGGUUGAUUGGAACAGACGGUUCUGUGAAGUGUGGGAUACUGGUUUGAAGGAUUUGGUUUUGUCUAAUUUUGCUGAUCAAGUGACUGGUUAUUUGCCGUGGCAGAGGCAACAACUACAACAAGAUUGACUUCUUUUUUUUGGUUACUUGGUUUGUGAGAUUUUGUACAUUUGACGAGUAUACACAUUAAUAUUACUUCUUUUGUUAUUUAAUUGUUUUUUUUGUUGGAGAGAAUUGAAAUGGUUUCUAAUUUUGUUUGGUUUAAUAGAGUUUACCACAUUUGUAAAUUUCAAUAUUCUUUUGGGUUCUUUACAUGAAUUAAUAUUUAUUUACUAA